Hirsutella rhossiliensis is the source of this 1854-nucleotide messenger RNA. Its product is annotated as TLD domain-containing protein. The transcript has 2 exons. Bases 1 to 1854 code for a protein of 617 amino acids. The record is from RefSeq and is a predicted model, not a curated record. Lineage: Eukaryota; Fungi; Ascomycota; Sordariomycetes; Hypocreales; Ophiocordycipitaceae.
AUGGGCCAGACGCUGUCAGACGAGCAGCCGCGCCAGCGGUCGCGCGAGGAGCUGACGCAUGAGCUCGCGCACAGGUUCAAGAACAGGUGCUUCACUUCACUCGAGUACUACUCGCUCAAGGAUGUCUUCAAGACCCUCGCCGACCACCAGGGUUCCGUGCGAUACCUCAAGGAAGACACAAUCGCCCGCUACCUGGAGAUCCCGGAUAUCCUCGGCGCUUCCCCCGUCGUCUUUCAGAUGGUCUCGUAUCUCGGCGCCUUUCCCUUCCUUCAGGACGCCCCCGUUGUGCUCGAGCUGCCGCACAUGAUCAUGGUCAUUGUCAUCAUGACGGAGCGCUAUCGUCGUGUACUAGCCAAAGGCUCCGCAGACAGAACCAAGCUCUUCUUCAAAGGCCUGGCCGUAUUCGACCGCAAAGCCUCCGAGAUCCGGCCUGCUUCGACGUCGCCCAAUCAGCAUAAUACAAAAACGGCCGGCCCGUCGGGCGCCCUGGGCUAUGCCAUCGAUGCGGCCGGCGACGACGGAGCUAACGGCAGCACUCACGACUAUGGCUAUGCCGACGACGAGGACGAGGACGACGACUUGGUUCUCACAGCAUUUGAGCUACUCGACGUGUCGGAAGCAGUCAAACAGGGUGCCACCCCCGAGUUUCACACCGCCAUGAUCCCGACAGAUAACUUUCGGAAGCUCUUGAUGCUCCUCCUCCUCGCUGCGCCCUUGGACCCGCAGGAAAGCCUAUCGCAGUACUCGAGCCGCGUGUCGGACAAUAACCUCGAGCAGCUGCGAUCGACAGCCGAGAACAUGCUGGCCUCAUUUGUCGACGCCGAGUCAUCCCCGGGGAUUAGAUACAGAUUCUUCAAGACCAUUAUUCCCAUCCUCUUCCCCAACCUGUUUACCGGCUUCAACGGCCUGUUUGAGCACUUCCUCUUCUCCAAGAAUCUAGACUUUUCGAAACACAAGGACGAAACGGGUACCGCCCAGCCCGUUGCAAAGAAGGCUGCGCAGCCUUUACUCCCCGACAAGGGCGAGAUCCUCAACGACCAUGUGCUAUCGCAAAUCUCCAUGUUCCUGCCCGGUUCCUCACUGUUCCGGAGAGUCAGGCUGCUCUAUUCCGGAAACGACGCAGGCUUCUCGAUGGGGAGUUUCGAGUCCAAGGUCUUUCACUGGAGGGCGCCUACGAUUGUCUUGGUGAGCGGGACUCGCCUGGGUGAUGUGCCGGACAGCGGCCAGGAGGCAUCCUUUGCCGAAUCCCUGCCCUCCAAGAGAUUUCCUCACGGCACCAAGUCCAGCCGGGUCACGUACGGCGUCUACGUCCGAGAACCCUGGAAGCACACCCACAGAGCGUGCUUUGGGGAUUCGGAAACCGUCCUUUUCCAGCUGGAGCCCAUUCACGAUGUGUUUCCCGCGUCGACCAUCAACACCGACUACGUAGCUUUUACAAAAUCCCCCGGCAAUCAAUCGUACCUGUCAUUCGGCUGUCCACAUCCGAAGCCCACCCAGUCGAAUCGCAAAGACGGCGUGUUUGCCCUGGGAGCCGUGUCCCUGCUCCUCAAUGACUCGUUCGAGUUUGGCGUCUUUAAUCACGACUAUAAAUCCCGCGGCGGGGCUUUCCACACGAGUGUGACGAGAAAGUUUGACUUUCAGGACCGCUUCCAGAUCGAGAAACUCGAGGUCUGGGGAUGCGGGGGGGACGAGGAGGCCAGGGCGCAGGCGUCGAGGUGGGCUUGGGAAGAGAGGGAAGCAGAGGCCCGGCGGAAAAUCAACCUUGGGUCUGGGGAUAUCGACGCGGACAGGGCGCUGCUGGAAAUGGCUGGUCUCAUUGGCGGCGCGAACCGGAGCGGGGGAUCCAUGGUGUAG